Molecule: messenger RNA, 1413 nt
Organism: Penaeus monodon (black tiger shrimp)
Lineage: Eukaryota; Metazoa; Arthropoda; Malacostraca; Decapoda; Penaeidae
Product: D-beta-hydroxybutyrate dehydrogenase, mitochondrial-like
Exons: 10
Coding region: 164-1258 (364 amino acids)
Source: RefSeq, a predicted model, not a curated record
CAACAGUUGCGUUCCGUAUACUUCAGGGGAGACCACGAAACAAAGACAGUUACUGAGAGAAAGCGACGGGAAUAUGUUUAGUGGAACAAGAAUUGUACUAAUUCAGUAUUAUUUGGCAAGAGAACCAUCCAUACUCCCAUACUGUGUAUAAGCUGCAGCAGCGAUGGCGGUGACCUACGACAAGGCGGCGCGCGUGCUGUUCUGGGGCGGCGUGAGCUCCGUCCUGGCCUCGCUCUUGGCCUUCCUCGGCCUCGCCUCCUGGUGGCCGACCUUCCUCGCCUCCUGGUCCCUGGCAGGUGCCGCGUACCUCACGCUCGCCAGUUUCAAAGUUUUCCCCGUUGGAAAAGCGGUGCUGAUCACUGGCUGCGAUUCCGGAUUCGGAUACGCCACGGCCCUCUUUCUUGACCAGAUGGGUUUCCGCGUGUUUGCCUGCUGCCUCCUGGCGGACGGGGGCGGCGAGGGCGCCCAGAGGCUGCGGCGCGAGGGGUCCCGCCGCCUCCACGUCCUGCAGAUGGACGUGACCCAACAGGAGCAGAUCGACAGCGCUCUCCGCAGCGUGAAGAAGCUCCUGCCGCCUGGAGAGGUCCUUUGGGGUUUGGUGAACAACGCAGGUGUGAGUCAGUACGGCGCGGUGGAGUGGGUCUCGAUGGACGAUUACAGGAACAUUUGCGAAGUCAACCUUUUCGGGACCAUCGCCGUGACGAAAGCCUUCUUGCCUCUUAUCAGAAGUGCUAAAGGUCGGGUGGUGAACGUGGGCAGCGUGCGCGGCAGGAUGGCCUCGCCGCUCGGAGCCGCCUACGAGGUCUCCAAAUACGGCGUCGAGGCCUUCAGCGAUGUCCUGAGACAUGAAAUGAGAAGGUUCUGUGUUGACGUGUCCAUCGUUGAACCCGGAAAUUUUACUCUGGGCACCAGCAUCUUCACGGAGGAAAGCAAUCUUCGCUGUUCCCAGAAGAUGUGGCAGGCGAUGGCUGACGGCGUGAAGGCGGAUUAUGGAAAAGACACUUUCGACGAAGCUCUGAAGCGCCAGUUGCUGACCUCGAAGUCCGGGGACAGGGACGUGACCGAGGUUUCGGAGGCGAUCGCCGAGGCGCUGACGCAGCGGUUUCCGCAGGGCCGCUACCAGCCGAUGCAGCUCUUCUAUUACGUCAUGGUGUUCGUGAGCCAGCACUUCCCGGAGUGGGUCUACGACUACUUGUACAUCGAGUACUUGCUGAAGUAUUAUUUUCUCAGUGGACAAGGUAAAAUCCGUGGAGCAUGAAAGGGAUGGCUGUAGUCAAUGACUCAAACCUGGAAAUACUUUAGCAACGGGAACACCAUAUGAUUCACAAGGAAAUAUUCGGAACAUGUUUAAUGGACUGUAAAAAAUAUGCUCAAAUGCUUUUAAACUGAGUGAGUGAGUGUGAGUGUGAGUGU